UUCUCCAACACUAUGAACCAGUUCUUCAAGAACUCCUGGACUCGCUUCCUGCGUAGUUCCAAUCACUUUCAUUUUUCCUUCUUCACUCAAAAUUCUCGUAAAUUCUCUCACUUUUCCAGGAGCUUUGAGCCAGAAUCAUGGAGAUCAAUGGAGGGUCUGGUUCGUUGUUCAGCAAACUUCGCUCCUUUGACUCCCAUAAGCUUCUUGGAGCGAGCAGCAAAGGCUUACGGAGACAGGAACUCGGUCGUUUAUGGUUCUGUGAAAUACACAUGGGGUGAAACUCACGAACGAUGUCUGAAACUUGCAUCUGCUCUGACCCAGAUGGGGAUUUCCCGCGGUGAUGUUGUUGCAACCCUGGCCCCUAAUGUCCCUGCAAUGCAAGAGCUGCAUUUUGCAGUUCCAAUGGCGGGAGCAGUUCUCUGUACACUAAAUACACGGAAUGAUUCAGCUAUGUUGUCAUCCUUACUAAGGCAUUCAGAUGCGAAGAUCAUCUUUGUAGACUACCAGUUACUUGAAAUUGCUCAGGGAGCUCUCCAUCUUCUUGCAGAGACAGACACAAAGCCUCCAUUCCUAGUCUUGAUAUCUGAAUCUGAUGGUCCAUGUCCCAUCGACGUUGCUUCGGAAACCUGCGAAUAUGAGAGUCUUCUCGCAAACGGACACGAUGUAUUUGAGAUAAGGCGACCAAAUAGCGAAUGGGAUCCUAUCAGCCUGAAUUACACUUCUGGCACAACAUCUAGACCAAAAGGAGUUGUGUAUGGUCACAGAGGUGCCUAUCUCAAUUCCCUGGCAACUGUUCUUCUCCAUGGGAUAGGCUCAAUGCCGGUUUACCUUUGGACUGUUCCUAUGUUUCAUUGCAACGGGUGGUGUCUCAUUUGGGGAGUGGCAGCUCAGGGUGGCACCAAUAUAUGCCUUAGAAAAGUCACUCCAAGGGGUAUAUUUGAAAGCAUUGCUCAGCACAAUGUGACACACAUGGGAGGGGCACCAACUGUCCUGAACAUGAUUGUGAAUUCCCCAGUCAGUGACCGAAGGCCGCUUCCUCACAAGGUGGAAGUGAUGACAGGCGGUUCACCGCCACCCCCACAGAUUAUUUCCAAAAUGGAAGAGCUGGGUUUUGGAGUGUCUCACUUGUACGGCCUCACGGAAACAUUCGGUCCGGGGACUUCCUGCAUAUGGAAACCUGAGUGGGAUUCUCUGCCUCUUGUUGAACGAUCCAAAUUGAAAGCGCGACAAGGGGUGCAUCACCUUGGUUUGGAAGAGGUUGACAUAAGAGAUCCUGUCACAAUGGCAAGCGUGCCAGCUGAUGGUAAAACAAUAGGUGAGAUCAUGUUUAGAGGAAACACAAUAAUGAGUGGAUACCUCAAAGAUUUGAAAGCAACAGAAGAAGCUUUCAGCGGUGGAUGGUUUCGAAGCGGGGAUCUUGCCGUGAAACACCCUGAUAAUUACAUAGAAGUAAAGGACCGGUUGAAGGAUAUAAUAAUUUCUGGUGGGGAGAACAUAUGCACAGUUGAAGUAGAAACAGUUUUGUAUGGUCAUCCAGCAGUUAUUGAGGCUGCAGUUGUUGCGCGGCCGGAUGAUCACUGGGGCCAGACGCCUUGUGCAUUUGUGAAGUUAAAAGAGGGGUGUGAUGAUGUUGGUGCUGAAGAACUAAUCAACUUCUGUAGGGAUCAUUUACCACAUUAUAUGGCUCCCCGGACUGUUAUUUUUGGGGAUUUGCCAAAAACUUCGACGGGAAAGACACAGAAGUUUAUUUUGAGAGAAAGAGCAAAGGCUAUGAGCAGCCUUUCAUGACCAAAAAGUUAUAGCUGUCGUCUGUUGGAAAAUAAAAAAUGUGGGAUUUCAUAUUAGUUAGAAGAAAGCAGUGCAGUAUACAAAAUGAGAAUGCUGAAGCUUAAACAAAUUUUGUC
Molecule: messenger RNA, 1904 nt
Organism: Corylus avellana
Lineage: Eukaryota; Viridiplantae; Streptophyta; Magnoliopsida; Fagales; Betulaceae
Product: AMP-dependent synthetase and ligase family protein
Source: RefSeq, a predicted model, not a curated record